Molecule: messenger RNA, 865 nt
Organism: Lactuca virosa
Lineage: Eukaryota; Viridiplantae; Streptophyta; Magnoliopsida; Asterales; Asteraceae
Source: the annotation of a GenBank genome assembly
AUGAAAUUUAGCCAAAAGUGCUUUGGUGAUAACUGCAAGGGAUGUGAAUGGUCUAAUUCCCGAAAUGAGUUCACCGCGGCGAUUGCAGGCGCGUGCGCGCGUAAAUCCCUCGUCGGAGACUUCUCGAUCGGAUGUGCAAUCGGAAAGUCUUGAGUCAUCUCUACUCCGGCUCGUCAAUGAUCAUCAGAACUCCGCUAUACGACUCCGAGAACACACAGAGAAAUCGAAGAAAGAAGCGAUCAAGAGCGCGUCUCGCGUAUCAGAUCUGUUAGUGGAGGCUGUUAAUGGAGGCGUGGAAGAGUGUUUCGUGAACGAGAAGCGAAUCGAAGUCGAAAUCCGAGCAUUGAAGACUACCAUUAAGCGAUUUGCAAAACAGACUGAUCAGUGGCUUGCUUCUACUCAUGCUAUCAACAACGCUAUCAAGGAAAUAGGAGAUUUUGAGAACUGGAUGAAGACAAUGGAAUUAGAUUGUAAAAGCAUUGCUGCUGCUAUCUCCAACAUUCACCAGUCCUAAAUAGCAUGGUUGUUGCCACAUCAUCUGGUACACAAUUUAUGACAUGGAAUUUUCCUUUAAUUCAAAUAAUUUUUAUUUUUAAGUUGUGAUAUUUGAUAUAAUUGUUGUAUGAGCAAGUUGUGUGAGAAGUUUGUAUGCUUUAAAACAUACAUUCUUACAAACAUGAUCCACUAUUUUUGCUUUUUAAGUUUGUUACCUUAAAUUUUUGUUUUUAAUGCUAGGGCUUGUUUGUUUCACUGAUUUAGAAGGAAUUUGGAGAAAUUGGAAUGUAAAUUCUAGUAAAAUUUGUCUUUGGUUGACAAAAUCAAAGGAAUUUGAAUUAUUUAAAUUUCAUGUUUGAAUGAAUUGGCC